Messenger RNA from Hibiscus syriacus, 1169 nucleotides. RefSeq names its product cyclin-dependent kinase B1-2. The record is from RefSeq and is a predicted model, not a curated record. Gene Ontology annotation, molecular function: cyclin binding; ATP binding; cyclin-dependent protein serine/threonine kinase activity. The coding region runs from base 1 to 924 and encodes 307 amino acids. Gene Ontology annotation, cellular component: cytoplasm; cyclin-dependent protein kinase holoenzyme complex; nucleus. Gene Ontology annotation, biological process: regulation of G2/M transition of mitotic cell cycle; regulation of gene expression; G1/S transition of mitotic cell cycle. Lineage: Eukaryota; Viridiplantae; Streptophyta; Magnoliopsida; Malvales; Malvaceae. The transcript has 3 exons.
AUGGACAAGUACGAGAAGCUGGAGAAGGUAGGGGAGGGUACGUAUGGCAAGGUUUACAAGGCGAAAGACAAGGCAACCGGCCAAUUGGUGGCCCUCAAGAAGACCCGUCUGGAGAUGGACGAGGAAGGCGUCCCUCCCACCGCUCUCCGAGAGGUUUCCCUACUCCAAAUGCUCUCCCAGUCCCUCUACAUUGUUCGUCUCCUCUGCGUCGAGCACGUCGACACCAACAAAAACGGUGGCUCCAAGGCCAAUCUCUACUUGGUCUUCGAGUACCUCGACACCGAUCUCAAGAAGUUCAUCGAUUCCCAUCGCAAGUGUCCCAACCCCAGACCCCUUGCUCCAUCCCUCAUUCAAUCAUUUCUCUUUCAGCUUUGCAAAGGUGUCGCUCAUUGCCACAGCCACGGCGUCCUCCACCGCGAUCUCAAGCCCCAGAACCUUCUCCUCGACAAGGAGAAGGGGAUUCUCAAAAUUGCAGAUCUGGGUCUUGGCCGUGCUUUCACUGUUCCUCUCAAGAGCUACACUCAUGAGAUCGUUACGCUCUGGUAUAGGGCCCCCGAGGUUCUGCUUGGCUCCACUCAUUAUUCCACCGCCGUCGACAUGUGGUCCGUCGGAUGCAUCUUCGCUGAAAUGGUUAGAAGGCAAGCACUUUUCCCGGGGGAUUCAGAGUUCCAGCAAUUGCUCCACAUUUUCAGGUUGAUGGGCACUCCGACUGAGAAGCAGUGGCCUGGGGUUACCGCUUUAAGGGAUUGGCACGUUUACCCACGAUGGGAGCCUCAGAGCUUGGACCGCGUUGUUCCUUCCCUGUCUCCUGAUGGGGUUGAUCUUCUCUCCAAAAUGCUUAAAUAUGAUCCUGCAGAGAGAAUAUCAGCAAAAGCAGCAAUGGAUCAUCCUUAUUUUGACAGCCUUGACAAGUCCCAAUUUUGAAUUUGCAUUGCUUUUUUUUAUUGUAUUAUAUGGAUUUUAAUCUGCUUGCUUAGAAUGGUAUAUUUCUAUUCACUGGGUGCUCGCUUCCUUGAGUUCAAAUUAUGUGUUGGGGAAUCAGUUGUCAUCAGCUAGGUUAUCCAAACAAUAUUUUACAAAUGAAUCUUUUAGAUUGGCUUCUAUGUUGCCUUCUGUUGAAGUUUGUAAUGCUUGAUAUACCAACUAGUUACAUGUGAAACUAUUCUUCA